AUGGCGGCUGGCGGGGAGUGCGGAGGCGGGGGCGGGCGUGGCGAGCGUCCAAGCUGUUAUUUCGGUAUGCACAUUGCAUGCAGCGCGGCACAUCGUGCACUUGCCACUCGAAAUAGUCAGGUCAGGGACCGCGAGCUUCGCCUCGAUCCUUCCCCAAGGUCAAGACUCGUCCCCUCUCCCCUACUCGCCGCGUCUAUGUCACCUCUUCCACCAUUCUAUCGGUUAUUGGGCCUUUUGAUUGAAAUUUAA
Molecule: messenger RNA, 249 nt
Organism: Leptosia nina
Lineage: Eukaryota; Metazoa; Arthropoda; Insecta; Lepidoptera; Pieridae
Source: the annotation of a GenBank genome assembly